Drosophila grimshawi is the source of this 498-nucleotide messenger RNA. Its product is annotated as histone H2A. The transcript has a single exon. Gene Ontology annotation, cellular component: nucleosome. Gene Ontology annotation, molecular function: structural constituent of chromatin; DNA binding; protein heterodimerization activity. The coding region runs from base 54 to 428 and encodes 124 amino acids. NCBI's taxonomy places the organism in Eukaryota, Metazoa, Arthropoda, Insecta, Diptera, Drosophilidae. The record is from RefSeq and is a predicted model, not a curated record.
UCGGUAUUUGAUAUUUGUGUGUUGAGAGUGACUAAUUUGUGAACUAAAUAACAAUGUCUGGUCGUGGUAAAGGUGGAAAAGUAAAGGGAAAGGCAAAGUCGCGUUCCAACCGCGCUGGACUCCAGUUUCCCGUGGGUCGUAUUCACCGUCUUCUUCGCAAGGGCAACUACGCCGAGCGUGUUGGUGCCGGUGCUCCUGUGUACUUAGCUGCCGUUAUGGAAUACUUGGCCGCUGAAGUCUUGGAGUUGGCUGGCAAUGCUGCUCGUGAUAAUAAGAAAACUAGGAUUAUCCCUCGCCAUCUGCAAUUGGCCAUCCGCAACGAUGAAGAGUUAAAUAAACUGCUUUCGGGCGUUACCAUUGCCCAGGGUGGUGUUUUACCCAACAUCCAGGCAGUUCUACUCCCCAAGAAGACGGAAAAGAAGGCAUAAACUACCAGACUACUCUCAAAUAGCAUGUACAUAUGUAAAAAAAAAAAACUCAAUCAAACGUCCUUUUCAG